AGAGAGAGAGAGAGAGAGAGAGAGAGAGAGAAAGAAUGCAGUACAUGGCAUCCGCAGCAGAGGCAUCAAUGGUGCAUCUAAUACCACUCAGGUGACUGGGAGAGGGUGUCUGGCUCCUCCUGCGUCAUCCUCGUUGUUUAACGGUCUGUGGGAGGCGAACAUGAGGGAGCUAGAGCAAGAGGAUAUGAGUGGGGGGAGAGGGGGAGGGGGAGGAGGGGGGGGAGAACGGAGUCUGUCCAUUGGGGUGGGGAGCGCGGGCGGGGAAGAAGCAUCCAUGCGGGAAUGUGUUGAGCCGAAGGUUCGGACGCGGGGCCACUGGCGUCCGGCUGAGGACGAGAAAUUGCAAGAGUUGGUGGCCCUUCACGGGCCGCAGAAUUGGAACUUGAUAGCGGAGAAACUGCCGGGGAGAUCGGGGAAGAGCUGCCGCCUUCGGUGGUUCAAUCAGCUGGACCCACGGAAUAACAGAAGGCCAUUCACAGAGGAGGAGGAGGAGCGUCUCCUGGCCGCGCACAGGUUCCACGGCAACAAGUGGGCGCUCAUUGCGCGCCUCUUUCCGGGGAGGACAGACAACGCCAUCAAGAAUCAUUGGCAUGUGAUAAUGGCAAGAAAUAACAGGGAGAAGAAGUGGGGGAAGGCGAGCGUGCUGCGGGUUGGAAACACAGUCUGCAGGAAAGCGGGGAGCUGUUGGGGGGGGGAGGAAGGAGGGGUGGUGAAUGAGAGCAACGGCAGGGAUGUGAUGGUUUCGCAAGGCGCAGCCAUCGCCGCAGCUGUGGCGGCACAGGCAGCGGCAGCGCAGGGCGGCGGAAGUUGUCACCGCGAGGGGAGCGAAGGGGGGGGGACAAUGAUGCCCCGGCAACAGCAGCAGCAGCAGAGGGCGGUUGGCGCGGGGGCAGCCGGGGGGUCUCCCAUUGCGCUGGGGAUGGGGAUGGGCAUGGGAGGUCCCAAUUUGCUGGCCGCGGGCGCGUUGGCUGCGCAAGCGUCGCUUCAUCAGGCGGCGGCUAUGGCAGCCAUGGAGCAUAGGAUGGACCUUCGAGGAGGAGGUGCCACAUCGGAGGAUCUACUUCAAUCCGCCGCGGGGCACGUCCGCAUUGCGCUCCGCGACGGUCGGCCCGAUGGCCCGGUGGCUGCAGCGCUGCCCAUCUCCUGGUGUGGGGGAGCGGGAGGGGGAGGAGGAGGAGGAGGAGGGGGUGUGCCCAACCUCCACCAUGUGAAUGAGAACGGUGGGGUUGGCUGCACCGGGAGCAGCGUGCACUGUGCUGGAUCGCCUGAAGGGCCCAGCACGAGCGGGAGCAGCACAAGUAAUAGGAACACGUUCAGGAAGGUGCUGACAGGGGUCGGUGCCUCUCAGGACUUGGCCUCCGUAUCGACUGCAGCAGCAGCAGCAGCUGCUGCGGCAUGUAACGUAGAGAGUCUGGAUUCACGUCUUGACUACAACAACACCCAUGCGAACCAUGCCCAUCACCCUCAUCUACAGCAGCAGCAGCAGCAGCAGGCCGCUGCCGCUGUGGCCGUUGAAGUCCUGAGGUUACGCCAAGCUGCCGUCUCUGCGGGUGGGCACGGAUUAGCAGCAGCAGCAGGAGGAGGAGGACCUCCCUCCUCCUCACUGCCCGACACUCUUGCUGCAAGUGCUACUUCGAUGGUUAUCAGCACUUACCCCCUGCACAGCCCAGUUUUAGAGCAGCCAUUGAUUACGCGGAGCCCCUCCAGCAUCGCAGCAGGCGAGGGAGGAAGAGGAUCACCAGGAUCCUCGUCAAAGGUCGUCAAGUCCACGUGUUCCUUGCUGCCGCAUUCGUCGACGUUCCUAGAGCUUGCACCGAGGAAAGCCCAGUCUUGUACAUUGACGCUAUCGGCAUCGGACGGGACGUCCCCGCCCCCCAGUUCCCCUUCGCCUCUGGCAAUCGGGCGAGGGUUGAGAUCAGGAGGGUGCGGGGCCUUCACACCGUACUCGGAGUUUCUUCAAGUGGCUCCCUCCUGCGAGAGGGAUGGGGAGAGGGACAGGAUGGGGGGGAGAGGUGCUGGUGGUCCUCCAUCGACGAGCGGAAGAGGCCAACAAGAGGUACCUGGAACUGGAAGUGGAACUGGGACUGCUUCGCCUUCUGCGGCUGUGAUGGGCGCAGCCGCUGCCGCGGCCGAGGCUGCUCGGCGUCAUCAGCAGCUCCAGGCUUGCCAUGCCAUCAGCCUCAGCAACGUGCGCAACGAGGGGGUAGACGGCGGCGGACGGUUCCCGCCAAUGGCGGGAGCGGCGAAAUCGGUGGCAGCGGGCGGAGCCGAAGCGGAAAGAGCGGCGGAGUGGACACUGAAGGCGGCCGUUGCUCAGCAAUCGCGGUCGGGGCCUAUGGUGGAGGACGAGGUGAGGCCUCCUCCCAAUUUUUCGUUGAAGUCAACGAUGAAGACGGAGAAGUUGGAGAAGGAGCCAUCGUCGUCCUGUGAGGGUGGGGGGGGCGCAUGGUGUCGCCUGCCCAAGUGGCUGUUAUCUCCGCACUCGAGCACAAUAACGGACCUCACGCGCUCCAGUCGGACAACCAACGGCGGGGGAGUGUCAGAAGUGGACAAUGGAGAUGGGGAUGUGAGCAGUUCAACCUUCUUGUUGCAGCAACUGGCACACGACCAGCGCGUGAUGCAGCAGCAGGCCCAACAGCAGCAGCAGAUGUUGGCGGCAGCAGCUGCUACGUGUCGGCAGCAGCAGCAGCAGCACUGCGUAGCUGCGGCGGCUGCUGCCGCUGCCGCGGGCGCUGCCGACGGUCUCCUAGCAGGAGGAGGACACGUGGACGAUGAGCGGCAGCCGCAGCUUGAGCUCCAACAGCGACUCAUAGGAGAAGCCGCAUUGCGGCAAUUGUUGCUAGCACAGCGGCAUCAAGCAGGGGGGGGAGCGGGAGCUGGGGGGAGCGAGAUGAUGGAUGUGGCAGCUCUCACUUCAGCGCAGUGGGAACAGGUGAGCGCAUUUCUGCGUGGUUGGAUGGCAGUAGACUAUGGAGCCGCGGCGGCAGCCUUGGCGGCCGCCGCCACCGCGGCGGCGGCGUCGGCGUCAGCGUCGGCGUCGGGGUCAAGCUCGCUCACAGGAUCAGUGUCUUCUGAGCAAGCAGCAGCUGCUGCUGCCGCGGCCGCUGGGGUGAUGCUUGGAGGAAGAGGGCCUUCUCCCGCCUCCUGCGCCUCGUCUCAUCAGCUUCAUCCGCAUGCUGCCGUUAAUGUUCAGAGCGCGGGGAGGUUUUCCUCCUCCUCACCACAGUCGGUGCGGCAUUACCCUGCUAGACCAGAUCAAGCCGACUUGGAGCCCCCCACCGUGAUGAGAAUGAUGAAGACGCCCGCCGUAGCCGUGAAUGCUACGGGGAUGGUUAUUGAUAGUGGUAUGAAUCCUCUAGAAGAGGCCGGCAGGAGAAUGGUGACAAGUUGGAGGCAGGCUGGAGAUGGAAUGGCCCCAUGGUCAUCCUCGGCAGAUUUCGAGGCGACAACCCCGUCGGCAAGGCCUAUGACAGCCCCCCGAGGCGAACCCACGACCUCUGGCCUGGAGACCAGUAGGAACAUGGUCGUGGACUCCAUUGGGGGCUCAUCCAGGCCGAUUACUUUCUUCGAUUUCCUCGGCGUGGGUGCCAUCGCUUAGCGUUCCGUGAGAUGGGCAUAUACAGCAUACAUCACGAUGUGCCCUUGUUGGUAUCACUCUGGCAGUUACAAACUCGAUGUCGAAAUAGAGAGAAAGGCCUGUUCUUUGCGAAGUACAACUCUUGUCAUCCUGCCUUUCCAUCGUCGUCUCUUUCUUCUCUCUCUCCCUUCUUUUCUCUCUCUCUCUCUCUCGUUCUUUCUCUGUAUCUGGCGCUCGCGCGCACCUCUCCGUCUGAUCUGAACACCACCCCGGCGCUAAUUUUCUCUCGCGCUUGUGCAGCUUGGGAAUGAGAGGGUGGGGAGGGGAGAGAGAGGAGGAGGGAGGGAGAAGAAGUGAGACGGACGACGAAACGGUAGGGACGGAGAAGGCUGGCUGGCAGGAUGAUGGGAUUUUCCACUCGUGUGUUAUGUAUAUCAUCACGCUGUCUUUUCAAACAUCCGCUCGUUUGAUGCCUUUGUUUACUUUGUCGGCGGCGUUUUCGUGCUCGCCGUCAGUCGGCCCAUCAUCAAGGUUCCCCUGUCGUUGGUGCUCUAAGAGGGUUCAUUUUGAAUCUCCGUAUGUGUACAGCAAUAUGCAUAUAUCGCGUAGAGAGAAAAAAACGCCGUGCUUGUCCGUUUGAUCAGGGACGAUCACUUCGCUUUGGAAGAGUUGUAGGCUCCACGGGAAGAGGGGCCCAGGGGGCCGCCGGGGGAAGGGGGAAGGGGAGAGGGAAGGGGGACUCGUGUAGAAUGUAGGGUAGAUAGGUAGGUAUUCUUUAUGAUUCUAUUGGUGUAGAUUCCACGAAUGUGGACAGAUGGGUGCGCAUACACCAUCACCAGACGCUCGCUUUCACCCCGUGGCAGUCGGGCGUCUCCCUCUCCCUCUCAUACGUGUUCUGGCCUUUAUUCCCUUGCUGACUCAGAGCGUGGCGUGUGUGAACGAGAUGACGAGAACCGGAUCGGAUCCGCGUUCACACUCGCCACGUCAGCAUGGCAGGCCACGUCAGCAUGGCUGGCGAAAGUAGGUUGCGGUUUCCAGUUUCGGCAGCUAUUGGCGCCUAAACUUCGCCUCCGCUCACUUUUAAGGAAGGAGGGAGGUAGAGAGAUGUUUGUUUGUGUGAAUUCCAACUUGCGCUGUGUCCUUUCAAAUUCCUUCACGUCCCCUCCGGAUUUAUCCCCCCCCCCCUUCCCCCCACUGUCCCUACGCUCUCUCUCGUCGACGAAUGAAGCUGCGUUUCCCCCCCCCGGUUCUUGGAAGAAAAGCAACGAGAGGCGUCUUCAGGGAGGCAAUGGGCGUGGGGGGGGGAGGGGGAGGAGGAUUUGGAAAAGUAAAGGUCUUUCUUGCGGCGGGCGCGUGGAGACCGCCGCUGCAGUGAUUGCCUUUUGACCACAAGUGUCGCCCCCCAAAAGGAGUCGCUUAGGGGGGGGAGGAGGAGGACGGGGGGAGCGGAGGGGGAGGAGGAUGGGGAAAAGUAAACGUCUUUCUUGCGGCGGGCGCGUGAAGAGCAGCGCUACUCUGCUCAGUGAUUGCCUUUGACCACCAGUGUCGCCCGCGAAAGGAGUCGCUCGAGAACGAAGCUGUUCUCUGUACACACGAGUUCAAACACGAGUCAAACAGGAGUGAAAAAAUGUAAUCGUGUUCCAGGAGGACACCAUAGCAUUGUUUUCGUUCACUUUCGGCGGUCAUCAUAUUCAUGGAUUUGAGCGGAGACGGUGGGUGGCAGGGGUACGAGACACGAGCCUGCGAGUGGGAGCCGCUAUGUGUUCACACGAGGAGGAGGAGAAAGAAAUUGUGUGUCUAUCUCUGGUGCGUGGGAGAGGAGGAAGAGGGACAUGAAGAGAGCAGGGAUGACGAGGAGGGAGGAAGAGAGGAGGGAGGGAGGAAGAGAGGAGGGAGGGAGGGAGAGAGGAGGGAGGAAGCGAGGAAGGAGGAAGAGAGGAGGGAUGCAUGUGUGUGACAUGUGUGUGACAUCUUCGUCGUUCUCAAUGGCAGCUGGCUGAAUGUUGAUCGCGUCGUGGCGCUGCGUGACUUCGGAGUCGCAUAACGACAAGGGCAUAUUUGUCAAGGAGAGGACUUUGCUGGAUGAAUGAUUGCGUGAUUCACGGCCAGAUUCGAUCGAGCAAGGACAAAGGGUGGUUUGAACUUCGGUAGGAUGAGGGACGUGUGGUCGAAUCUGUUGACGUCAUCGGAAAUGGUGGAAGAAUUGACGCCUGGAAAGUGUUCCCGGUGAGUACGAAGUAGGAGAGGGGAAGCCAGGGAGGGGGGAAAGUGUAGCCUCGUCGAAACUUUCACCCCACCGGUUGCUUUGAUCACUUCGUCGUUGAUCGUGGGUGCCUGGUGAUCGUCAUCGCUUGUUUGCUGGCCUGAUUGAUUGGUUGAUUAGUCGGAUGGUUGGUUGAUUGAUUGGUUGAUUGAUUGGUUGGAUGAUUGGUUGAUUUAUGGAUGGAGAGUAUCGCCAGGGAUUUAUCUCCGCCAAUCAAAGACUUGUCCGUGCGGCUGCGCAGUUAGAAAAGAAAGGAGCGCGGGGAGCACGUGGAAAAAGCUGACGAGUCACAGGGCGGACGCAACUGGCGGGGAGAAGAAGGGGUGUGUGUGUGUGUGUGUGUGUGUGUGUGUGUGUGUGUGUGUGAGAGAGAGAGAGAGAGAGAGAGAGAGAGAGAGACAUGGCGUGGCGAGAAGAAAGAGGUCGGGGUAGGGGGCAGAGAGGGCGCGGUUGCUGCGCUCGAGUGAGAGUCCUGGAAUAAGAAAUUUGAGUGGAUGAGGCAAACGAAGUCAGGAAGCCGGUUUCUAAUUCGUUUCUCGUCCGUUUAGGUUUGCCUUUCUUUCUCUUUUUUUUUUUAAACGUUUUCGUGCCUUUUCGUUUUAUCAGCCGUCCGGGUGCCCAACUUUGCAACGAUGCAACUUUUCGAUUGCUCGCUACUUUUCCGAACUUCCUUUGCAGCUUCCGUUCUGUGUACAAAGAUAUAAUUCGACUUUUCGUCGUUUACUUGUCCGGAUAUGUAUCGCUUCGUAUUCG
This is a messenger RNA of Chara braunii, 6593 nucleotides long. The record is from the annotation of a GenBank genome assembly. Lineage: Eukaryota; Viridiplantae; Streptophyta; Charophyceae; Charales; Characeae.